UCGGAGACAUUCAUUUUGGAGGAGCAGACCAAGAGAUAGCGGAAUCACAAUGAAGACAGCUUUUGUUCUUAUCCUGAUCUUGCUAACCAAUUUUAUAGCUGCCUCACCAAUACUGCCGGAAAAACAAGCUAAACAGAUUUUGAGAACCCGCCGUGAAGAUAAAUCAAGAAAACCUGGCUUCCCAGAUGAACCAUUUAGGGAGUACAUGUUGUACCUGCAACGCUUAGAGCAGAGAUCUGAAGAGCAGUUCCUGGAGCACUGGCUGAAUCCGCACUGCUACCCACAUUGUGACAGGAAUUUAGUGUAUCCUGUAUAAAGCACUUGGUUUUUUCUCUCAGUUGAGAUCACCCUUCUGUGUUCACAAAGAAGAAGGAAAAGACUACAUGAAAUGGAACAAGCUUCAUCGAGCACUUGCUGCGCACAUAAUUAAAGCAACCAAGCUUUGAGUUUUGAGAUUACUCUGCAAUUUUAGCAAUCUAUCUGAACUUCCUUUGUUGCAAUGAGCAUUGUGAAAAGCUUCAUUCUGUUAAAUAUCAUUGGCGUAGAUUCUAGAAAUCUGCCCCCACCCCACUCAUUUGCGAACUAUAGAGCUGGGCUCUCUAGGGCAGAAAGAAGUGAGUGUCUACCCCUCAAGUGUGGGAACAUCAAAAACAGCUUAAAAGUUUAGAAGCAAGACAAAUAUGUCCAGGGCUUCAAAUGAUCAGAGGAAAGGCCUUCUCUACCCUCUCCAGUUCCACAGCCCUGCUGUGCCACCAUCCACCCCUCUUUUCAUCCCUUGUUCAUACAAAUCUGCUACAUAUAUAACCAUGUCUUAUGUUGGUUUACUUAGAACUAAAUCCAAUUGGAUUGGAUUCUGCCCAAAAUUAAUGCAUGAGCAGAGGGUCUGUUGACUUUUGCUAAUCCCCCCUUUCACAGCAGACCACCAACCCCCCCAACUAUUCCUGGGGGUCUCCCAUCCUCCAGGGGCAGCAUUUUGGGCUGCAAUGGGAAGGGGGAGAAGGGAAAGUUGUGUUUCCAUAGGUGAAAAUCCUUCUAUCUGUAGAAAUUGCAGACAGGAUCCAAGCUAUUGUGUUUAAUAAUGUUACUCCUACACAUGAAUAGGAUUGUGUGUGACUAUAAUGACCAUUGCCUCCUUCCUUCCUUUCUACCUAGGGUCCAAGAAUUAAAGGGGGGGGUGCAUUUUUCCAGGGUCUGGCAGGAGAGAAUAGGUAUA
Eublepharis macularius is the source of this 1213-nucleotide messenger RNA. It is a transcript of the gene C4H17orf67, whose product is annotated as chromosome 4 C17orf67 homolog. The transcript has 4 exons. Bases 50 to 316 code for a protein of 88 amino acids. NCBI's taxonomy places the organism in Eukaryota, Metazoa, Chordata, Lepidosauria, Squamata, Eublepharidae. The record is from RefSeq and is a predicted model, not a curated record.